This is a messenger RNA of Gorilla gorilla gorilla (western lowland gorilla), 2491 nucleotides long. It is a transcript of the gene CCDC83, whose product is annotated as coiled-coil domain containing 83. The record is from RefSeq and is a predicted model, not a curated record. Lineage: Eukaryota; Metazoa; Chordata; Mammalia; Primates; Hominidae. Bases 460 to 1551 code for a protein of 363 amino acids. The transcript has 11 exons.
GAGCUGUCCGCCCAGGGCCGGGUAUCCGCCCCUGCAGGCUGUGGAGGGGAUGUCAGGAGACUGGCUGGCCUCUUUUCUUGGCCCCUGGCUCCUUCCAGUCUGACACUGAAGACUUUAUAAGCUUCCCCCCGACCACCCUCCACGGGCUGCACUCUCCACGGGCCCCUCUCCACGGGCCUGGGCUUGCGCCGCUUCGAGAUCAGCCUGGGGGUCGCGCCCUCCUGGUCUUGUCCACGAAGCGCCGUUCUUGGGCCGUUAGGAGCUGCUGGGAAGGGCUCUGAUAGGCCCACUCCUCUUCUCCACCCAGGAGAUGAGAAGGAGGGCAGGCCUUUUUAAUCUGAUCAGAGUGUUAACCCAUCUCUCCGCCUUGCGGUAGAACCCCUGGAUACAUUAUUUGCCCUCUCGAAAGGCAGGCUCUGAAUUUGAUUCAGGUAUAUUUCUUAAUAGCUAACCAGCACAAUGGAAAACUCAGGGAAAGCAAAUAAAAAGGAUACACAUGACGGGCCACCAAAAGAAAUUAAACUGCCUACCAGUGAAGCACUUCUAGACUAUCAAUGUCAAAUAAAGGAAGAUGCCGUGGAGCGAUUCAUGUUUCAAAUAAAGACACUUAGGAAAAAGAAUCAAAAAUAUCAUGAAAGAAAUAGCCGCUUAAAAGAAGAACAGAUUUGGCACAUACGGCAUCUACUAAAGGAACUGAGUGAAGAGAAGGCAGAGGGAUUGCCAGUUGUAACAAGAGAGGAUGUUGAAGAAGCGAUGAAGGAAAAAUGGAAGUUUGAAAGAGACCAGGAAAAAAACUUGAGAGAUAUGCACAUGCAAAUAAGUAAUGCUGAGAAACUAUUUCUUGAGAAACUCAGUGAAAAGGAAUAUUGGGAGGAGUACAAGAAUGUAGGGAGUGAACGACAUGCUAAACUCAUUACCUCCUUACAAAAUGACAUCAACACAGUUAAAGAGAAUGCAGAGAAAAUGUCAGAACACUAUAAAAUCACUCUGGAAGAUACUAGAAAGAAAAUAAUCAAAGAAACUUUGUUGCAACUGGACCAAAAGAAGGAAUGGGCCACACAGAAUGCUGUAAAGCUCAUUGACAAGGGCAGUUAUCUAGAGAUCUGGGAGAAUGACUGGCUCAAAAAAGAGGUUGCAAUUCACAGGAAGGAAGUUGAAGAAUUAAAAAAUGCUAUUCAUGAACUGGAAGCAGAAAAUUUGGUGCUUAUUGAUCAACUAUUCAACUGUAGACUUGCGGAUCUCAAGAUACCCAGGCGACUAUAUCUUACCCAAGCUGCUGGACUAGAAGUGCCACCUGAAGAAAUGUCUUUGGAAUUGCCAGAAACACAUAUAGAAGAGAAGUCAGAAUUGCAACCCACAGAAGUAGAAAGUAGAGACUUGAUGUCCUCAUCAGAUGAGAGCACUAUCUUACAUCUUAGUCAUGAAAAUAGCAUCGAAGAUCUCCAGUAUGUGAAGAUAGAUAAAGAGGAAAACUCAUGCACAGAGUUUGGGGACACUGAUAUGAAGCACUUACUAUAUGAGGAUGAGAAGGAUUUCAAGUUGUCUGCCUAAAAUCAGUUUAAUCUUCGCUUCAAGUUACAUCUGCCCCAGAACAAAUACCAUAGAAGGAACUUUCAUUAACAGUGUUGUCAGUUUCAUACAGCUUUCAUGCAACUACGUCUGCAUACUACAUCAACAACAAAUGGGACACAACGAGUGCUUAUGCUAAAAUUAGGAAUACUAGCUAGAAACACAGAAAACCUUUUGGAUUGGUGAUACUUCAAAUAGGACAUUACUUCUUAGUAACAGCAAGAAAUCAGCUUAAUGUUUUCAGCGAGAGACAGCAUGGAUGAUAAUGCAGCCUUUCUUUUCCGAAACUUCAGACAGCAGAAUUCCAGAAGGGCUAGUCACACCCAUGGAAGGCAGCAAGUGUGGCAGAACAAAGAUCUAAGCUGACUGCAGAGGCCACUGAUGAAAGCUGUGAAAUAUCUUUCCUGGAAGGCAAGAAUAAAUUCAUCUGGCUUACUGCUGUGGUGUCUCCAUACAUUGUGACCUAGUCACUGCUAGCACACAGGAGCCACACUCACUCUUAAGAGAGAUUUUUUUCUCUGUGGAAUUUUGUAGAAUAAGCAAACAGAGUUUGGAAGCGUGUUCGUGAGUUACGAUAAAUGAGAAGAACCUUGAAAUUAUUUUUAGUUCAAGAAAAACAUCCCAUUAAGGCCUAUUUCUCAUAAGUCACAUUUUGUUGGCUUCUGGAAAAGCAGAAGAUUCCUAGGCUAACAUAAGGAAGUCCUCUUCCUAAAUAUGUAUUCUCACAGUCACUGGUUAAGAAAGGGAUACCUUUUUAAAAAUGCUGAAUGCUGAUAGAUGUUAAAUCAAAGGCAAAUAAUUUUGAAAACGAUUUGGGACAGGUAUAGUUGUCUUCUGCUUACAAUCUUCUCUCUUAUCUCAGCCAAUACCUACUUGCUAACUGGAUAGUAAAAUGACAUGAGCAUGUAUGAGUUUACAGCCU